AUGCAGAGCGCGGGAAGCGAUGGGGAGCCGGCAGCUUGUACCAGUGCCAUUUCAGCGUUGCAGCUUACCAACAGCUCUGCAGCUGUACUCUGUGGUGAAAAAGCACCCGAGAUGUCCAUCACACUGCUAGAUGAAAUAGUGCAGUUCCUGUCACCACUUCAGCUGCAAGGGUACAUCUCCCGAAUCAUUGAUGUUUGUGGUACGCAACGAGUUGAGGAGCUCAUACUGUGUGUUAGGUGCGAGAAGGAUGUGGAAAACUUACUUGGAGAGCGAUCGUCUCUGCAACAGCGACAAAAUAUGUGGAAGGGUUUGUGCAAGUAUAAAAAGCUAGCUGCAAAGCGCCUGCAGCAGGAGAUGAGGAAGAAUGUGCCUCCCAAACGAACCCGUGUUGGUGUAUUGAACCCUACUGCUGGUCUCACCGGCGGUGCCACAACAACGACAAGUAGUGGAAUCGGAGCCCCACCUCUGCGCCCGAAGCCUUUGUUCGAUGCGUCAAUUGGGUUCAUUAAUCGGUUAGCGUUUGCAGGGUACCAAGACAGUGGAGCUGACUUGGAGAAGCAGGACUUACCUCUAAAUGUAGACAGCUUUCAGAAGACUUCUCUUGAGCUCGGUAAUGGGGUACAGGAUGUGGUAGCUCCACUUCAACUCAGUUUGCAGACGUUAAGUUCCUUGGGUUCCUCGCACAUUUCGUUGAGUAGUCCGACCUCUUCUGGGGAGAAGCGCUACCGCCAUGAGCGAGUACCACUUGUUUCGCUGUGUACCGCGGGGAAAGCGGGCGACGACCCCGAACAUGGGGGUGCAGUGUAUUGUGGUGAAAUGUGGAGCUGUUCAAGUGAAGAGGAUGAGGGGGUUGGGGCAGCACCCACCACGACAUCAUCACCGGAAAGGCCUGACUCUCACGUGAAGGAAACCAUGGAACUGUGCAAAGCACAGUUAGAUCAGCUGAGGAGAACGUUGAAUGCAGCCGUUGAAGAAGCCGUAUCGGUGUAUAACAACGGGCUGCAGAUACUGCAGGCGUGCCUAAAGGACGCGGUUGGUGACGUUUUGCCAGGAAUUAGCAGUAUCGCUACCGAUGAAAUUCGUGUCGAAGUGUUAGCUUUUACUCAAACCCCGAGGCUGCGAGUGGAAUUACACCCCCAGGAGCAACUCUGUGCUCUGGCACCGGACGAUGCGAUGAAAGCUACUUCGUCAGAAACGGCCAUGAAAGAGGCGCCUAAUUCGCCUUGUCACAAUCAAAGUUGUACUGGACCUCCGUCCGUGGGGGAACGGGGCGCAUUAGAAGAGAUCAUUGCUGACGAUGCGCCUAUUUCCUUACCAGUGAGGGCAAGGGAACCCUCGUGUUCUUCUACCGUCGUUCCCAGCAACGCAGUCGGUUCAUUUCAUCCGCAGGUACCGAAUGCAUGUGGUGAAAGCAACGCCACGCGAAAGAGCCCCCAAAACGAGCGUAAUCAUAUGUUUCAAGAGAUCUCUUGCAACGAACCAGGCGCUGUGUUGGAAAACAAUGCCACUGUCGAGUGCGGGGAGGACAGUUGUCGAAGUGUGCGCGUGUCAACCCCCACUGUUGUUGCCGUACCGUCUAUUAGGAAUACCGAAGCAACUCCUACGAGUGGCCCAGGUGGUGUGCGCUGCCGAGAGGCGAUAUUAAUUUCGAGUGCGAGUAGGACGAGCGGUAGUUCCACUGCGCUCAAUCAUGUGGGUCAUGUAGGGGUGAGCACGACACCCGAUGGAAACGGCGACUGUAAUGUUGUUGAGGGAGCCGAAACUUCCGAGCCGUUUGAUACUUCUCCUUUAGGUGAGUUUGGUCUGCAUGCCAUUCCACGCCCUGCUGACGUCAGAACCGUGCUUUUUGACUCACCGCAAUGGCACAUUGUUACACGGCAGGGGAAUGAAGACUACUCGCAGAUCAUCGCUGGGAGUCAGGUUAUUUAUGUGGAUGAUGCCUCAUCUAGCGUAACUGCUGCGGUAGGGCCAAAAGAUACUACUAAACAGUUUGGCAAUGUUGUUGAUGCCCACUGGAACAUGAACAAGUGUGGUGUUGGCUCCCCGGAGGCGACUACGAUGGGCGGCACCUCGCUUCGACAGCGAAGCCUUUCCAUAGUGGAAGAUACCAUGCCCAUACAGGAAUUGCAUGAUGUUGAGCAGGAAACGGUGUGUCAACGACAAAACGGUUUGGACUCAUACUUACCCUUGUCGGAAUCGUCAAAUACAACAGGAGUCGUCGAGCGCUCUCUCGAGCCGUACGAAUCCACCACUGCUUUUGAAUUGUCCGUAAUGGAGAACGCGGGCCCCAGCAGUCAUUCCCAAGGAAUCUCCGGACGGGGAAGUGAUACGAAUGCGGUCGAGUUUCUUGACGGAGAGCACUGUGGCAACGCCAUGGCGCCAACCCGGUUUUUAACUGACAUACUUACCCCUACGACGUCCCCGCGACCGCCUGGUACAUGGAGUGCAGUGGAGACGCCAGAGAAGGAUAAUUCGACUCAGAUUAACAUGGUGGAAGGUUUGAUGGGAGAAGACAUCAAUGCAUUGGAUUAUGAUACCUUGAAGGAUUUGUGCGGCAAGCUGGGUCUUAAGGUCCCCGGUGACUAUACUUUUGGCGAUUGUGAUGAUGAGAGUCAGUUUAUUGGCAGCGCGUUCAGUCACCAAAAUGAUGAAAUUUGUGACUCCACAGGGCUGUCUGGUGAUAACGGCAAUAGUUGCCCUGCGCACGAUGCGGUUAAUGGGGCGUUUGCGGUGUGUGGUGGUGAUGCUGGAAAUGAGGAAACACUUCAGCAACCACCGCAUGGACAAAAGGGUUACACACCUCAACUGAGUGGGUUGUUGACGCGAGAUGAAAGUGAGAACUGUGGUAAGAGGUCAGCUGCCACACCUCCCUUCUCCAUGGAUGCAGAGGAUUCCGAGUGGUAUGAUGCGCAACGUACUGCGAAAGAAGGGCAAAUGCGGGAAGUGCUUCGACUGUUCAUUACGCGGCAUUUCUUCAUGCAAGAUGUGGCAGCGUUUUUCCUCCAUCGUUUGCCACGGUUCUCGGGUGGAUCUGCAUAUAAACGACUUCGGGUCAGCGAUUUCUUGAAAACGCGCUUUGUUUUAACCCAGGGGGAGCUUGAGGAGGAACGACGUGUUGCGAGAGUUAAGGAGUUGGAAGAGAUGAACUGCUGUGUUCUCUCUAGUCUUGCUGGUGACUCGGCCGAGCGUGUUGAAAGGCAAGCACUUAAUUUCUUGAGGAAUAAUACGGCGUCUCUCGGCGAUCAACAACUAGACUCAUCACUUAUAUUCGAUCCAAAUCGCUCAUCCAGCCAGGUGGACAACGCGGAUCAAGAUGAGCUUUCGCUUUAUGAAAAACUGCUUCUCAUGGAACCAACUGAUGUUCAUACUGUAACGGGACUUGUGCAAACGGACUUUCCACAUGUGACUCGACAUCGCGUGGAGACACUUAUGAGGGAAGCCGGUGUUCCUAUAAUCUGCUUGCAGCGUGUUCACAACACUCAGGGACCUGCUGACGGCGAUGUCGAUGUGACCCAGCGCCCAACUACACCCACUUCACCGACAGGGAGUUCACGUACUGAAGUAACCCAGCGCAAUCAAUUUCACAACCGGAAAAAAAAAUUCUUUGCCCAACGCACUUUGUUCACACGUGCGCGCGAUCGAUAG
Molecule: messenger RNA, 3645 nt
Organism: Trypanosoma brucei brucei TREU927
Lineage: Eukaryota; Euglenozoa; Kinetoplastea; Trypanosomatida; Trypanosomatidae
Exons: 1
Coding region: 1-3645 (1214 amino acids)
Source: RefSeq, a predicted model, not a curated record